Molecule: messenger RNA, 2625 nt
Organism: Trichoderma gamsii
Lineage: Eukaryota; Fungi; Ascomycota; Sordariomycetes; Hypocreales; Hypocreaceae
Product: trehalose 6-phosphate synthase
Exons: 3
Coding region: 1-2625 (874 amino acids)
Biological process (GO): cellular response to heat; fungal-type cell wall organization; trehalose biosynthetic process
Cellular component (GO): alpha,alpha-trehalose-phosphate synthase complex (UDP-forming); cytosol
Molecular function (GO): catalytic activity
Source: RefSeq, a predicted model, not a curated record
AUGGCGCGCCGUGAGUCUCUGUCUGAGAUUCGCGCCGCCAAUCCCGAGCUCUCCCUGACCGGAAACAUCAUCUCCGCGACAUUCAACAUCCCGCAUGCCGUGACAUACCACAAGGGUGGCGCCUGGGACCUCAAACCCCGCCGUGGCCAGUCCGCCCUCAUUGAUGCCUUUGCCUAUCUUUCCUCCGAUGCGACGCCAUGGACACACACCGUGGUCGCCUGGACAGGCGAGAUUGGAAAUCCCGACGACGGCCCGCUGUCUCCUCCGGAUACUCCCUCGGCUACGGUCACCACCGCCACAUCGGUGAAUGCGCUGUCGGCCCCCGUGCCGAUUGAUGCUACAACACGACUGCCUACGCCCCCCCCUGUUGAUGGCCUUUGGAUACCAAAGGCGGACCAGACCCGGCUGGAGCAGCAGCUGUCUCAUAGCAAGACUAUCCGCACAGUGCCUGUUUGGCUUGCUGACGAGAGCGAAGCUACCGAAGAUGGCAUCAUGCUCAAGGACCAGGCCCGAUGGCGGCGCUACGCUGAGCAUGACCUCUACACGCUCUUCCACUACAAGCAGCACGAGCCUACGGAUGGCCGCAAAGAGCGCGCCCAGUGGGCAGAUUACUACCGCAUGAACCAGAAGUUUGCCAACAAGAUUAUUGAGAGCUACAAGCCUGGCGAUGUAGUCAUUGUUCAUGAUUACUAUCUCCUGCUGCUGCCCAGCAUGCUGCGCCAGCGUGUCCCGAACAUGUACAUAUCCUUCUUCUUGCAUUCCCCCUUCCCCAGCAGCGAGUUCCUCCGAUGCUUGCCUCGCCGGAAAGAGGUGCUCGAGGGCAUCCUGGGUUCCAACCUUGUGGGCUUCCAGUCGUACAGCUACUCCCGACAUUUCCUCAGCUGCUGUACGCGCAUCCUUGGCUUCCCAUCCGAUACUCUCGGCAUCGAUGCGUACGGCACUAGGGUACAAGUCGGUGUAUUCCCCAUCGGCAUUGAUGCUGCCAAGGUAACGACAGCUGCCUGGGCAGAUGAUGUAAACGCGAAGCAUGCGGCGCUAUUGAAGAUGUAUGAAGGCAAGAAGAUCAUUGUUGGACGAGACCGGCUGGACAGCGUUAGAGGCGUAGCCCAAAAGCUUCAAGCUUUUGAGCGAUUCUUGGAAAUGUACCCCCACUGGAGAGAAAAGGUAGUUUUGAUUCAGGUGACAUCGCCCACUAGCGUGGCGGUCGAAAAGGACGAUCCGGACAACAAGGUUGCUAGCCGAGUCAAUGAGCUCAUCAUCAAGAUCAACGGUGAAUAUGGCAGCCUUGGAUUCUCGCCUGUACAGCACUACCCACAGUACCUCAACCAGGCCGAGUACUUUGCUUUGCUCCGGGCAGCAGACAUUGGCCUCAUCACAUCGGUACGCGAUGGCAUGAACACGACGAGUCUCGAGUACAUCAUUUGCCAAAAGGACAACAAUGGCCCUCUUAUCCUGUCAGAGUUUAGUGGCACAGCUGGUAGCCUCCGCGAUGCAAUUCACAUCAACCCCUGGGACAUUACCGGGGUGGCGGAAAAGAUCAACACGGCUCUGACCAUGCCUAGCGAGGAGCGCACUAAGAUGCAGGCUAGCCUCUACGACCAUGUCACGACACAAAACGUCCAGUCAUGGAUCAGUAAAUUUGUUCGCAAGGUGCAUACUGCGCUGGGCGAAAGCAACUCGGCCAACUCGACGCCCUUGCUUGAUCGAGCCCUCCUGCUAUCCCGUUAUCGCGCGGCAAAGAAGCGACUGUUUAUGUUUGAUUACGACGGAACGCUCACUCCCAUUGUGCGUGAACCGAGCGCGGCUGUCCCGUCUGAACGCAUCAUUCGCUACUUGAAGUCGCUUGCGGCGGAUUCUAGGAAUGCUGUCUGGAUCAUCUCGGGCCGAGACCAAGAGUUCCUUCAGCAGCAUCUGGGACACAUUUCUCAAAUCGGAUUCUCUGCCGAGCACGGUAGCUUUAUGAGGGAUCCUGGCAGCGAGGAGUGGAUCAACUUGGCAGAGAAGUUUGACAUGGGCUGGCAAGCAGAAGUCAUGGAGGUCUUUCAGAAGUAUACAGACAAGCUUCCAGGUUCCUUCAUAGAACGAAAGCGCUGCGCCCUGACCUGGCACUACCGACUUGCCGAGCCCGAGCAGGGUAUGCACAUGUCACGCGAGUGCCACAAGGAACUGGAAAGCGGGGUGGGCCAGAGAUGGGAGGUCGAGGUGAUGCCUGGCAAGGCUAACAUUGAGGUACGCCCGACCUUUAUCAACAAGGGCGAGAUCGCCAAACGGCUGGUGGCCACGUAUCACAACCCGGGAGCUGCACCGACAGACAAGGACCCACACCCCGGAAAAAUUGAGUUUGCUCUCUGCUCCGGAGACGAUUUUACAGACGAGGACAUGUUCCGCAGCCUUAACGGGGCUUCAGGAACAGUUUUGGACAAUCAACACGUCUUUACGGUAACUGUGGGGGCAAGCACCAAGGUGACCUUGGCCAAAUGGCAUCUCCUGGAGCCCGAAGACGUUAUCGAGUGUGUGGGAUUGCUAGCUGGAGCUGGUGACCCAGCAAGCCUUGAGCGUGUGGGAGAGGUGAAUCUAGCAGCUCUGAGUACUGUGGAGGGACACAUUCCCGAAGAGGAGCUAUAA